AUGUUAUUAAAUCGGAGAUAUACCAAAAUAUUUUAUAAGGGAUUAUAACAUACUCGAUAUGUAAUGCUUAUGUGUAGAGCAUAUUCUAUAUUCAAAUUCAUGAUGACUACUAUAUUUACACUUACGAUCAACUGCGAAAGAUGCGAGUUAACUAAUUGGAUGUUAGCAGUACUAUUUCAUUCUAUAAUUGCCUUUGUGUAUCAUACUUAUUUUGGGAUUCUCUUAAAUAAAAUAGUAAUGAAGUUACCAAUUUUAGUAAAUUGUAAUGUAAAUAGCUGAAAGACUAAACCAUAUGAUUUAAAUAGAAGGAGAGUAGAACUAUACAAUUGAAUUAUAAAAUUUUCAAUAUUAGAUAUGUGAAGAUCUAGAUCCAUAUUUAUAUUUAAGUUAAGAAGAGAUAGAUAGGAAGUCGAAAAUAUUGGCAGUAUAGAUUAGAUACGAACUAGUAUCUAAAUAUAAAUCAUUGAGAAUGAUGAGUAUCAUAAUAUUUUGGAUUACUCAGAUAUUAGUAGUUUGGGCUAUUAGAUUGUAGAUGUUUAAUCCUGAACAUCCUGAAUCUUAUUAUACAUGCUAUAGACAUGUAAAUACUUUCCAAUUAGCUUUCUUACUCUUGACUAUCUAUUAAUAUUUGGAUGUGUACAUCUUAAGUUUAUUAAUUAUAAUUGGUUUACCUUUCUUGAUACCUCUUAAAUUGUGGUAUAAAUUUAAAGAAACAAAAAAAAACUAUGAAAAUCAGUAAUCUAUUAAGGAACUGAAGAAGACAUGCCUUAUACUUUAUCACUUUUAGAAUAUAUAAGGAGAUUAAGAAUGUGGUAUUUGUAUGCAUGACUAUAUUAUUGAUGAAAAACUUCUUAUACUACCUUGUGAUCCAAAACAUCAUUUUCAUUUGUAAUGCAUUUAAGCAUGGUUAUUAAUCAACUCAACUUGUCCAAAAUGUAGAGCUAGCUUUCUCAGAUUUAACUAACAGCAGUAAUAAUAAUGA
Messenger RNA from Paramecium pentaurelia, 982 nucleotides. The record is from the annotation of a GenBank genome assembly. NCBI's taxonomy places the organism in Eukaryota, Ciliophora, Oligohymenophorea, Peniculida, Parameciidae.